CCAAGCCGGUCAAUCGGCCUCUGACCGUAACCCCGGCCACACUCCAUCACCCCGGCCGUCGCCAUCGGCCGUGCCUGGCCACAAACGGCAUCGGGGGUUGUGCCAUACCCUUCUUCAACUCCGGUAGAUGAGGGCUCAAGGGUUGAAUUGGACGAAAACAUCAUGGCGUUGUGCCAUUGUCAAAUUACUGACCGGGGGUUCGCCGAUGCCACUGACAUGGUUGGACCCUCCAUCGAGGUCAUGAGACCUACCAGUACUCAAACUGCUCUAGACGCACCGUCGGGGUUCUUCACGGUCCAUCUGGCGUCUUUGAAGAAGGGGCUGCGCUUCCCACUCCACCCGUUGUUGAUCGAAUUCCUCAACGUGGUGGACCUUCUCCCNAUGGCGUUGUGCCAUUGUCAAAUUACUGACCGGGGGUUCGCCGAUGCCACUGACAUGGUUGGACCCUCCAUCGAGGUCAUGAGACCUACCAGUACUCAAACUGCUCUAGACGCACCGUCGGGGUUCUUCACGGUCCAUCUGGCGUCUUUGAAGAAGGGGCUGCGCUUCCCACUCCACCCGUUGUUGAUCGAAUUCCUCAACGUGGUGGACCUUCUCCCGUGCCAACUGGUCCCCAACUCUCACCGGUACAUCGCCGGUUACCUGGUCCGGUGCAAAGAUGUAGGGGUGAAGCCGACCUUGGACCAUUUCAUAUUCACCUUCAAACUGACCAAGGGCCCUAAAGAUUGGGCGUCCUAUGCCAGUCUUUCCCAGAGGUCCAGUAAACUCUUUGCUAGUGAUAAGAAGGGGUCAACCAAAGACUGGAAGCCUUUCUUUGUCUUCGUUUCGACGGGGCCCGAAUCUCCUUUCACGGGUUCAAGGCGCCCUUCCUUCCGCCGCAUCCCAUGCCCCCCACCUGAUGCCACCCUUUUGUCCAUCACUCGCCAAUUCUGCAAUAAGGGAGUUGUGAACAUUAAAGAGGUGGUGACAGAGGAAACCCUUGCCGGGUUGGGGUUUGAGUUUGUUCAGGAUGAGCUUCGCCACCAACCCGACCUACUGAGGGACAUCCCCGGUGGGCAUCAGCCUGACCAGCUGAAGGACAUUCCUGAGGAAGGUCUUGACUGUGGUCCUUUUGUGGAAUUACAAGAUUCAGGAGAAGAGAUGGACAGCGAUCUCCUGCUCAGUCGCUUCACUGCAGGGAGGAAGAGGAAGAGAGAGACGAAGGGCCAGGGCAAGCGUUCUUCAUCCCACCGCAAGGAGGGUCCUUCUCGAGAGCCGGCCGUAAUUGUGGUAGAGGACCAAGAAGAUGCUACCCAGGAACCGGGUACCAUCGCUGGCCAAUCCCCUCCACACCCCGUGAUGCAGGGUGGCGACCUCGUCGGCUCGUCUCAAGGCAUUGCCUUGGAGCGACCUCCCUCGCCACCUGCAGUGACCUACGAGGUGGCGACCGGGGGUCGCUCGACGAGGCUCUGCAUCCCUCCGCUGCCCCAAAGCCUAUGGGACGUACAGCUGGAGACUCUGAUCACUCUGUUUGCAGAAGACCAGGCUCGUAUCUCAGCAGGCUCCGAGGACGACCUUGACAACAUGGUCCUUUUGAGGCUCAGUCAGGCUACGCUAGGGAUGAUUGAGGUGGUCGGCCGGAAACGGGGUCGCCAGGCCGCCGCGGACGAGGUGAUGAAAGCAGCCGAGGCCAAGCAGAAGGAGCUGCAGGAAGAGGUCGCUCGACUCACAAGGGAGUUGGAGGAGAAAGAAAAUCGCUGCGCGGCGCUUGUUGUGGAGAAAGCUUCCCAGGAGAACCGCUGCGUCGCCCUUGAGGCAGACAAGGCCUCCUUAUCCUUGGAGGUAGAAUCUGUUUCUGCUCGCGUGGUCGAGCUGGAAGGGGAGAAAUCUGAUCUGAUACAGCAGUUGGAAGUGGAGAGGAGCGAUCGGGUCCGCCAUGCAGAGGAAGCGGUAGAAUCCUUCAAGUCCUCUCCUGACUUCACGGUGGUCGCGAUGGAGCGGAUGGAAGAGCUAACGGUUGCUUGGCUCAAAACUAAACCUGGGGCUCAAUGGAUGGUCAAGGAGGGGACCAAGUCCUUCAAUUGCGGACUCUUCCGAGCCCAACAGGUCUUCCGCGAUAGACUGGCCCAGCUCCCUAAAGGAUUCUCUCUCCCCGACCUUGGCUUCCCCCCUCCCUGCCGCUCCUUGGCCGAGUUCGACCCCAGUCCCUAUAUGGACGGGGGGAGCUCGAGUGCGUCGGAAGAAGAGGAAAAAGAAGAAGUGGAAGGUGGUCAGAGCGAUCUGAAUCCAGGGGCCAGCUUAGCCAUGUCCAAAGCGGGUGGACCUUCCGGCUCGGCCGUCUAAAUCCCCCAUAGCUUUACAAACACUUGCCUCUCUCUUUUCCUUCGGAAUGAUUUGUCGUUUUGAUACAAUGCUCCUAUGUUGUUUGAUUUUCUAGAUUCACCAUGUGCUUUCUUUUUUCGGCGCUUUACUUCAGCACUCUCUUUUUUGAUUUAGUAGGUUAACAUGUAUGUUUUAGUUUGGGCCCAACUCCUAGUCCCGGCCCGUUUACCUGUCCGGGCCCAAUCUCUGGAUUUGCCAGCGUGCCGCCCAAUUGACCCAAUGCCCUUCACCGUUUCUGAUUGGACCUUCGCGCGGCUCAAAGCUGCUUUUGUUGUAUUUAGGUGCCCUAGCAGCAAUCAAAUACCUAUGUAACU
Cuscuta campestris is the source of this 2675-nucleotide messenger RNA. The record is from the annotation of a GenBank genome assembly. Lineage: Eukaryota; Viridiplantae; Streptophyta; Magnoliopsida; Solanales; Convolvulaceae.